UACACACCUCCUUCCCCAUCCCCUCAAGAGAAAGACGAAAAAUCCCCACCUCGAUCCGCUAGCUUCUUUGUGGGCGGCCGGCGCUAUGAAGUGCUCCUUUGACGGCGGCCGCCUGGGAUUCUCCGUCGGGCUGGGCAGCCGCAGGCGUUCACCGGAGUAUCCCUGCGUGUCGCGCCUUCGUCAGCGCCGACUCCUCUCCUUGCUCAAUCGGCAGGAACUCUACGACACCUUCGACUCGCUUGUGCGCGAGUCGGAUGCCUUCAUGUACCCGGGCCAUCUCACCGACCUCGUCAAGACGGGCCGCUGGGAGGACGCAUCCCGCUACAUCUCCCGCUUCCUGCCGUCCGACCGUCUCAUCUCCCUACACGGCCGCGCCCUCCUCCACUUCCUCCGCGUGCACAAGGCCAUCGACGACAUCGUCGCCGGAGCGCCCGAGAGCCACGCCGUGUCCGCGGCUCUAAGGAAGUGCUUCAGCAUGGAGUUUGUACGGAGCAGCGCCAUCACCAAGCUCCGUGCAAUGCUAUGGUCCCUACUCUGCUACAGAGGAUGCAGGGACUCCCUGGACCUGGGGCGUGUGAGAGAUAAGGCUGCGUCAAUCAUCGAUGACUUGACUUCUCAAACUCCAGAGUUGAAAGAACAAAUGACAUACGCCCGCGGUCCACUGAAACCACACAACGUACUUCCCAUCGGCUUCGGUUUCCGUCCAAGGCGCCACGUGAAGCGACGCCCCAUCGCAGCCUCUCUUCUUGUCAGCCACUAUCUUCGUAAGAGGAGCAUGCUUCCUUCUUCAACUUCAACUCACUGUGAAGGGUUAAGUUCUGCAUCCUUAAUUAAGGCAAAGGGAUGGAUGGUGGAUCUUGUUGAUACAAGUUUGAAAGCUGGUAAGCGAAAUCAAGGGAAUACAGCUCAAUCUGACUCUAACAAAGGUGCUCCUGUUGGUCCAGUCUCGCAGACUAAUCUUGGUACAUUCAGGAAUCCAGCUGGACAUUCUGACAUGUCAAUGGACACCGAUCUUGACCUCAAGGCAAGGGAAUGGGCGAUUUAUCUUAUAGAUGAUCGGUUGGAAGCCUGGCCGGAUCUGAGUCAAGGGUAUCCGCCUAUUCAUCGAUCUGUCGACAAGGAUGUUGCCCAAGUCUUGCUGACUAUCCCUGAUACCUUGACGAGGUCUGCUAAAAGUUCUACAAUUCCAUCAUUCACAAAAGCAGAUGCUCCAUCCUUGUUGCAGGUGCUCCAUCCUUUGAAACGACCUGCUACAGACUAUGGGAUCUUUCCAGUGACAGAUGCAGGUGUUCUACCCUCACAGGCCAUGUCUGCUACGUGGCCAUAUCCUAUGAUUUCAACAGUGAAAAAUGCAGGUACUCUGACUUCAGAGGCCAUGUCUGCUGAUUGGGCAUAUCCUUCUGAAUACUCUCUGAUCUCAAUAGUGAAACAUACUGGUGCUCUACCCUCAGAGGCCAUGUCUGCUACCUGGCCAUCUCCUUCUGAAAACUCUCUGAUCUCAACAGUGGCAAAUCCAGGUACACAUAAGCAUUUGACUCGAGAACAUUGCUAUACUGAGAAUGCUUGCCAGGGUUUCAGUCCAAGGAAGAAUCCAAGGAUCGAACUGACAAUUGUUGGGCAAGACCAGAGUCCAAAAAGGCAACGGACAACUUUGUCUUCGCUGGUUGAAGGUAAAGCUGAAGAUCGCGUCUCAGCGUGUAUUAUUUGAGUGCAUAACUGAGUGGGUGGUAUCGGCUUUACUUAUGGUGAAAAGAUCGUCUGUAUCCCGCAAAAAAAAAAAGGAUCGUCUGUAAGGCUGCAGUGCUGUUAGACAAUAUCUGUUGCUACUGCUGUCAUUCAACUCUUGUUCUGACCGGCUUCUACGUUUAGCGCUAUUAAAUUCGAGUGAACUUCUUUUUUUUUGAAACCGUGAGCUUUAUUAACUAGGCAAAUAUAGUUUUACAAUCAUC
Lolium perenne is the source of this 1949-nucleotide messenger RNA. RefSeq lists its product as uncharacterized. NCBI's taxonomy places the organism in Eukaryota, Viridiplantae, Streptophyta, Magnoliopsida, Poales, Poaceae. The record is from RefSeq and is a predicted model, not a curated record.